Notodromas monacha is the source of this 1807-nucleotide messenger RNA. Lineage: Eukaryota; Metazoa; Arthropoda; Ostracoda; Podocopida; Cyprididae. The record is from the annotation of a GenBank genome assembly.
AGGGAUGUUGUGCGUGCUGGUGCUAGAAACGACGCUGUUCGCCGUCAUCUCGGCGAUGGGCGACGAGCAGCCGUGUCGACACUACGGGUUUACGUGUGACGCGACGCCGCAGUGUUGUCCGUCGGCGUCGACGUCGGUGGCCGUGUCCGUGGCUCAGCGGCCCAUUUGUCUCCGCGGCUUUUGCGAGUGUCCCUUUGGGUACGCCUGGAGUUCAUCUCGGGGCUCUUGCAUGUCCGUGGACGCCGUGGGCAAUGGGGUCGGGAUUGGAGGACUGACGUACCUGCUGUGGUUUUGCGGAGUGCUAAUCUUCAAGGCCAUGUGCGUGUGUAUUUGCUUGCGAAACCGAAGGCGCCUAGCGGAACAGGAAGAAGGUGUGGAGGAAGGAAGGACGAAGCGGGAUUUGCCGCCGCCGUAUGAAGUGGCGGUUCGUGAACCGCCGCCACCUUACGACAUCGCUGUGCAUUCGUAAACACUGGGGAAAAGAAAAUUCUUCGGGCACCUGUUCUAAGUUCCUUUUUUUGUGGUAAAGCUUAAUUUUCAAAUCGAACUGCGUUAUCUUUGAGAAAAAGGUAAUGAUCUCUGAUUUGUCGUGUUCCAAAAGUAUUCGUGUAGAGGUGAAUGUGUUGAAGUUGUACGAAACGCAAUUUCUUUGGCAUAUCUUUUUUUACAAGCAAAUAAUCCACAUUUUUCGGUCGCACGAUGAAUUUUGUGGAAGAUCUACUAAAAAAAAUUUGUGAAGAGUAACUUCAAAAUUUCAAUUUUUGAAAGCGAUUUUCUCGAGAAAAAAUCCUGCUGGAGAAACCAUUAUUUAAUUUUUCAAGUAUUCUAAAACUUGUCAGAUGAAAAGGAUAUGAAAAUGAUGAAUGAGGAUAUGAACCUAGAAUUUCGUUCGAAUAACUGAUUCUCGAAAAGUGCGUUAUGUUCAUAAUUUCAAAAGCAGAAAAUGAUUUAAAUUUGUUCGUAAUAUGAAAUUUGGGACAGAAUAAUCAUCUUAUUCAAGGAACGUUAGACUAGCGAGAGCAUCAUUGAAAGGUGGUACAGAAAUGAGAAUGAACAAAUUGACAGUUGAUAACUGUGGCUCCGCGAAAAGAUUAUUCCGUUCUCAUGUAUCUAAAAUGCUUUCAAAAUACUGUUUCAUCAUUUAGGAAGGAGCGAAGGCAAUUUUUUAUUGUUAUCAAAUUAUUCCAUUGAGUUUGAUAUCAAGUCACCUCAAUUUUAUAUUUUCUAUGCGAAUAAAUUUUAUUUAAUGCAGUAUAUAUUGAAGGAUAAAUUCUACAUUUUGAGCACUUGCAACGGAAGCUCAAAAGAAGUAAUAUUUUUCAUCGUCAGAAAAAAUUGUCAACGAAAGAAGGUGAAGUUUUACUUGCACCUCUCAAUUUAUUGAAUAUUCUAUGCAUUUUUUGUUUGUUCCAAUACUAAUCGACGUUCAAUAUGCAGACAAAUGCUCGGAAAUUAUCUCAGGCGACUGAGGAGAAAAGGAUAUGUUUUUUCUGUCAUAGUUUUCAAAACCUCGAUGUUUUCCAAGGUCGAACAAUACGUGUAUUUUGUGGGGUUAUUUUCUAGUCAAUGCGAAACUUUUGGUUGAUCUCACGAACGAAUGAAUAUCGCAGUUGAUGGAAUUUAUUGUAUGCGGAAGGGAAGCUUUUUUUCGAAGUUUUCAAGAAAGAGAGAAGGAGAAAUGAAGAAUGGAAUGAGUUGUGAAUUCGCUGUAAUUGUGUGUGUUCGGACGAGAAGUUCGUCGUAAUUGUGAUGAUGUGUCUUUGUCUAAUUUCGGUUCGUAUUUUGCUUCAAUUUUUUCAAUGUGUUU